CCAUUCCUUGACUCAAUCACUAGAUCCCAUCCUCCGUCCAUCCCUCCUUCUCUCCAUCCACCCCUCCGUCCGUGCGCCUGUCCUUUCAUCAUGCAGUGGUUGUCUGUCUGCAGCCUGUUGGUGCUGUUGAGUGUGUCCGCCCGGUCUCAGGCUCAGAACCAGAUCUGUACCAUCUUCACUGAGGCCAAGGAAGAUGGAUUCAAAUCUUUGAUCCUUGUAGGGCUGUCUCAGAAUCUUCCCGAUAGUACGUUGGGUGACUUGGUGCCUCUCAUCGCGGAGGCCUUAGCCAUGGGCGUCAAAUGCUGCUCAGACGCUCCUCCAGAGGACUGCGAAAGAGAUGUGGCGGACCUGUUCCAGAGCGCGGUGUGUUCCUCUGAGACCCUGGUAGAGAAGAACCAUCUGAAGAUGUGCUGUGAGAAGACUGUCGCUGAGAGGACACACUGCUUCGUGGACCACAAGGCCAAGAUUCCUCGGGACCUGUCCAUCAAAGCUGAGCUGCCCGCUGCAGACCAAUGUGAAGACUUCAAGAAGGACCACAAGGCUUUUGUUGGGAGGUUCAUCUUCAAGUUCUCCAAGAGCCACCCGAUGCUCCCCCCACAUGUGAUCCUGGCUAUCGCCAAAGGUUAUGGAGAGGUUCUGACUACCUGUUGUGGAGAGGCUGAGGCCCAGACCUGCUUCGACACCAAGAAAGCUACUUUCCAACACGCCGUCUCGAAACGCGUGGCUGAACUCAAGUCCCUGUGCAUCGUCCACAAGAAAUACGGAGAACGCGUUGUCAAGGCCAAGAAGCUGAUCCAGUACAGUCAGAAGAUGCCUCAGGCCUCUUUCCAGGAGAUGGGAGGCAUGGUAGACAAGAUCGUAGCGACUGUUGCCCCCUGCUGCAGCGGAGACAUGGUCACAUGCAUGAAGGAGAGGAAGGCCCUGGUGGAUGAGGUGUGUGCUGAUGAGAGUGUGUUGUCUCGCGCGGCGGGUCUGUCUACAUGCUGUAAGGAGGAUGCAGUCCACAGGGGGUCAUGUGUUGAGGCCAUGAAGCCAGACGCUAAGCCAGACGGUCUGUCUGAGCACUACGACGUUCACGCUGACAUAGCAGCAGUCUGCCAGACCUUUACCAAGACCCCGGAUGUAGCCAUGGGGAAGUUGGUCUAUGAGAUCUCAGUGCGUCACCCUGAGUCGUCUCAACAGGUGAUCCUGAGGUUUGCCAAGGUGGCUGAGCAGGCCUUGCUCCAGUGCUGCGACAAGGAGGACCACGCAGACUGUGUCAAAACCUCUCUGGCAGGCAGUGAGGUUGAUCAGAAGAUCACUGAUGAGAUUGACUACUUCAAGAAGAUGUGUGCUGUUGAGAAUGCCAUGAGCGAUGACAGCUUUGAGAAGAGUAUGAUGGUGUACUACACCAGGAUAAUGCCCCAGGCCUCCUUCGAGCAGCUCCACAUGGUGUCAGAGACAGUGCAUGAUGUCCUCCAUGCCUGCUGCAAGGACGAGCCGGGCCACUUCGUCCUGCCGUGCGCAGAGGAGAAGCUGACCGACGCCAUCGACGCGACAUGUGACGACUACGACCCCUCCAGCAUUAACCCCCGCAUCGCCCACUGCUGUAACCAGUCCUAUUCCACGAGGAGACCCUGCAUCCUGGCCAUCCAGCCUGACACAGAGUUCAUGCCCCCGAAGCUGGAGGCCAGCAGCUUCCACAUGGGCCCCGAGCUCUGCACCAAGGACAGCAAGGAGCUGCUGCUCUCUGGGAAGAAACUACUGUAUGGUGUGGUCAGACAUAAGACCACCAUCACUGAGGAUCAUCUGAAGACCAUCUCUACUAAAUAUCACAGCAUGAAGGAGAAGUGCUGUGCUGCUGAGGACCAAGCAGCAUGCUUCACUGAGGAGGCACCCAAGCUGGUUUCUGAGAGUGCAGAGCUGGUCAAGGUUUAAGACAGAAGUUUGAUGAUUUUAAUUUCAAAAGAUGAACUGAUGAUUUAAAAAAAUAAAAAAAGAAGGUUCUGUCUGUAUCGAUCCAUCUACCUCCCCAGCCUACAUUUACACCACGGUGACCUCAUCCUCCUACCCGCAACGCCUUGUCAUCCACUCAUACGUCUGUCCUAUCAGUGAUCUGUGAUUGACUCAUAUGCCUUACAGCCUGUCCUCAUCAAACCUCUAUCUGGGAUGAAUCACACCACUGGUUAAUUACUGAGAGACAUGAAUGACUCCUGUCAAUCAAAUACAUGAAUAACUGAAUAAAGUCCUGUCUAUCAACUGCA
Salvelinus fontinalis (brook trout) is the source of this 2243-nucleotide messenger RNA. RefSeq names its product albumin 2. Gene Ontology annotation, biological process: transport. The transcript has 14 exons. Bases 91 to 1917 code for a protein of 608 amino acids. Gene Ontology annotation, cellular component: blood microparticle; cytoplasm. The record is from RefSeq and is a predicted model, not a curated record. NCBI's taxonomy places the organism in Eukaryota, Metazoa, Chordata, Actinopteri, Salmoniformes, Salmonidae.